Messenger RNA from Drosophila willistoni, 2911 nucleotides. It is a transcript of the gene Dfd, whose product is annotated as homeotic protein deformed. The record is from RefSeq and is a predicted model, not a curated record. Gene Ontology annotation, cellular component: nucleus. Bases 638 to 2437 code for a protein of 599 amino acids. NCBI's taxonomy places the organism in Eukaryota, Metazoa, Arthropoda, Insecta, Diptera, Drosophilidae. Gene Ontology annotation, molecular function: RNA polymerase II cis-regulatory region sequence-specific DNA binding; DNA-binding transcription factor activity, RNA polymerase II-specific. Gene Ontology annotation, biological process: anterior/posterior pattern specification; regulation of transcription by RNA polymerase II. The transcript has 5 exons.
AACCAGUAGAGUGAGUUUUUCAGAGUUCCAAGACGUCAGUCAAUGGCAAUGGCGUUUGGCGGGACGAAGAGUGGUGGAAGAGUGUGAGAAAGAGAGGCGAGAGUCUAUGGAAUGGAACUGAGCUGAGGCACUGAAACAGGUUCGUUGCCGCUGAGAGCUCGGGUACUCGGGCAUAACAAAAGAACGGCUCGAAUGGAACGGUUCGUGGACGCGCGUCGUCGUUUGAUUAAACGUUUGUUCGAAUUGACAAAAAAUUAUAUAUACAAAUAUAUACAUAUAUAUAUCUAUGGACAAGAAACAAUUUUUCUAUAAUUUUUUAUGCCGGUUGCGCGGACAAUUUCGCGUAGUGUUCAAAUAAACAAAACAAAACCAACAUCAACAAAGAAAGUCAAUAAGAGAAAAUCUAAAGAAAGUAUAUUGAAAAUAAUAAUAAUAAUACCCCAGAAUGCAAAAAUUGUGAAGAAAAAUUGUGCUUGGUGGGUGAUAAAAGAAAGUGAAAAUUUGCCAAAAAUAUGUUUUAGCAUGGAGUGAAAGUUUAUGAGAAAGAAAAGUUUUUGAAAAUCUACCUUACCAAUCCCCUAAAACGACUAAAAAAGAGAAUCCAAUUUCAAACUGAGCUGACUUAUUUUAACUGAAUAUGAGCUCAUUCCUCAUGGGUUAUCCGCAUGCCCCACAUCAUGUCCAGAGUCCCAUGUCCAUGGGCAAUGGACUCGAUCCGAAAUUUCCACCAGUGGCCGAUGACUAUCAUCACUAUAAUGGCCAUUAUUCUAUGACAGCCUCGACGGGCCACCAUAUGGGUGCAGUAGGUGGUGCCAAUCUAGGAAUCGGAAAUGGCGUCGGUGGCAGCGGCAACGGAGGAGGUGGAGGGCUAAGUGGCGGCUCAGUCAUGUCUACCUCCAACCACCCGCAUUCAACGCAUCCGGCGGAUAUGGUCAAUGACUAUAUGGCCGCCGCUGCACACCAUCACACGCACACACACAACCACCCGCCGCAUUCGCAUCAUCACAGCAAUAGUGCUCUGUCCGGCCAUCAUCAUCACCAGAAUGCCGGCUACACGAAUUAUGUCGCCGCCGCUGCUGCUGCUGCCACUCCGCCCACACAUCAUUCGCAUCAGAGUCUGGGAUACUAUGGCCAUCAUGCGGCAGCGGCAGCCGCUGCUGUGGCCGUUCAUCAUGCUCCGGAAUAUAUAUCGGCUGGAGCUGUCCACACAUCGGACGCAACGCUGGCGAAUACGGGCUAUGUGGGGCCGUCGGUAAAUAAUGGAACUUCAACGGCUGUGACCAAUUCGAAUGGAUAUUAUGGUGGUUACUAUGGCACCGCCAAUGGCGGCAGUUUGGGGAGCACACCUCAUUCCCAAGGACAUUCGCCGCACUCACAAAUGAUGGAUCUGCCCCUGCAAUGUUCGUCAACGGAACCGCCAACGAACACCGCCCUGGGGCUGCAAGAGUUAGGUUUAAAACUAGAGAAACGGAUAGAAGAAGCUGUACCUGCCGGACAACAAUUGCAAGAACUUGGAAUGAGAUUACGCUGUGAUGAUAUGGGAUCAGAAAAUGACGAUAUGUCAGAUGAAGAUCGUCUUAUGCUCGAUCGAUCGCCAGAUGAACUGGGUUCGAAUGACAAUGACGAUGAUCUGGCUGAUUCCGAUAGUGAUGACGAUCUGAUGGCGGAAACAACGGAUGGUGAACGCAUCAUCUAUCCAUGGAUGAAGAAGAUUCAUGUGGCGGGAGUUGCAAAUGGUUCAUAUCAGCCUGGAAUGGAACCAAAACGCCAACGCACCGCCUACACACGCCAUCAGAUUUUGGAAUUGGAAAAGGAAUUCCAUUACAAUCGCUACCUGACACGCAGGCGACGCAUCGAAAUUGCCCACACAUUGGUUCUGUCGGAGCGUCAGAUAAAAAUCUGGUUUCAGAAUCGUCGCAUGAAGUGGAAGAAGGACAACAAGUUGCCCAAUACGAAAAACGUGCGAAAGAAAACCGUCGAUGCCAAUGGCAAUCCAACACCAGUAGCCAAGAAGCCCACGAAACGGAUCAGUGCUAAACAGAAACAGGCUCAACAGCAACAGCAGCAGCAGCAACAGCAACAGCAGCAACAUCAGCAACAGCAGACAACGCCCGUGAUGAAUGAGUGUAUACGUUCGGAUAGCUUGGAGAGCAUUGGAGAUGUUAGCUCAUCACUGGGUAAUCCACCUUAUAUACCAGCUGCAGCUGAAUCAGCCUAUGCAGGAUCUCAACAACAUGCCAAUAGUAACAACAAUAACAACAACAACAACAAUAAUAAUAACAACAAUAACCUCAACAACAACAACAAUCAAAUGGGUAUCCAUGGACACCACCAACAGCAACAGCAACAACAACAUCAGCAACAACAACAACAAUCCGAUCUCAUGACCAAUCUGCAGCAACACAUCAAACAGGACUACGAUCUGACAGCUCUGUAGAAUAAUUUUGCAAUAUCUUUCAAUUUUAGUCAGUAUAUAUGUAUAUAUACGAAAAAUAUUUGUAUAAUAUUCGAGCUCCUUGUGUUUAAAUUUUACUUAAUUUUGUGUUCUCAUCUUACCUUGCCGAACAAACAGUACACAAAAUCUGCAAGGUUAAUUCGGAGUAUACAGUGAACAAAAUUAGUUACUUAAGUGUUUAACGACCACUAGACAGAAGAAUUCUUCUAAUAGACAACCUCCCCUCCCUUCCUCUACCCACUCUCCCGUGAACCACAAAAUGUUGUACAAUAUAUUAGCCGUACUUAAGCAAUUAGAAUUAAUAUCAAUUUGUAAGUUUGUAUAAAGUUUAGUCCGAUUCUGUCACUAAUCGUAAGUGGUAAAUUAAAUAAAAUAUAAUAUUGUAACAAAUCUAUAUAAGAAUAUCUAUAUAUAUAUAGUUGGAUCUGUUGUAUUGUAGGAAUGUGUAUGUAAGUU